AAACACAAAAAAUGGAAAUGGACGCAGACCUAACAAAUCAGGCGAUUGCCGAGCUAAUGCGCGAGAUCGAAGGUGCAAAUGCCAGUGUCAGCACCUCGAAACAAAGCGAACGCAAAGUGAAUCCUCUGGGCAAACUAAACAAACGCUUCUUAGGCCGCACCAUAAACACCGCGAUUCGGCAUAAUGAUAGAGAAAAGGAGCGCACACAGGCAAAUUGCCGACAGAAGCUGCAGGAUCUGGAUGAUGUGCACGAAAGGAGGAAGUCCAACUACUUUUACAGCCGCGAUGCACCCAGAACUCAAAGUGUUGAUAGAAGCAGAAGUUCCAGCAGAAGGCGCAGCAGGAGCCGCCACAAAAAGGCCAAGAAGCAUCGCAGCCGAAGAAGAACUAGGAGCAGCAGAAGUUCAAGCCGCAGUCGAAGUCGCAGCAGUUCACAUCGGCGAAAAAAGCGCAAAAAGAAGGUUAAAAAACACAAAAAAUCACACAGAAGACGAAGAAGCAGCCAGAGCAGCAGCGGUUGCGAUUGGGAAUCCGCACCCAGCGAGUCGUUACGUAUACCCCCGCCUUCAGAUGUGUUCCUAAACCACUCCAAGCAAAUGGCUCUUGCAGUGGCCAUGGCCUAUGGUCAAUUACUAAACCCGAGCAGCCAAAAGAAAGCCAGCGAGUCUAAGGAACACUCCUCCUCUCCUAUAAGCGAUAUAUUCCGGGAACUUAUGUCCGACGAAGAGGUGGACAAAUCCGAGAAGCCCGAGGCCCUGUCCAUUUCAUCCAGCGACGAAGAGCCAAAUGUUCUCACCAUUAAAGUAAGCUCGAGCUCCGAGUCCAGCGGCAAUAAAUCAAGCUCGGACUCAGAUUCAGAAGCAAAGAACAGCGUACGCAGCUGUAUAACCCUAGAAUCUGGUGAUAAUAGUGAUAUUGAGAUAAUUGAGUACCAUGAAGAGCCCAAAAAAAAGGCAUGUGAAACUGAACCUGCGUCUGAACCUGAAUAUCCGUCUCAAUCGGAUAGCACAAAUCAACAAGUGGACGAUAGCACAGCUGUCACUACAGUGGACCUGACCGAGGAUUAAUUAGGCUAAACUUUAGUUAGAGAAUCGUUAUGUAAGAUCAGAAUGAAAUUUUAAAGGAAACAAACUGAAGUUGAACCAAACU
This is a messenger RNA of Drosophila melanogaster (fruit fly), 1149 nucleotides long. RefSeq lists its product as uncharacterized. The transcript has 2 exons. NCBI's taxonomy places the organism in Eukaryota, Metazoa, Arthropoda, Insecta, Diptera, Drosophilidae. The coding region runs from base 57 to 1067 and encodes 336 amino acids. The record is from RefSeq and is marked reviewed.